Molecule: messenger RNA, 1589 nt
Organism: Peromyscus leucopus (white-footed mouse)
Lineage: Eukaryota; Metazoa; Chordata; Mammalia; Rodentia; Cricetidae
Product: protein NipSnap homolog 3B-like
Exons: 4
Coding region: 428-847 (139 amino acids)
Cellular component (GO): mitochondrion
Source: RefSeq, a predicted model, not a curated record
UGCUGAAGUCUCCUCUAAGUGCUCUUCAUGGGUUCCUGUAAUCCUCACCCCAAACCUGGAGGUUACAUUAGUCCUGUACCACACACACAGAAACACACAGUAACUUAUUAACUCCUGUACACUGCUGCGUGGUAGAGCCUGUGAAGCCUGUUCAGUGAGAUAACAGUAGUUGUUCCAUUUCUUUUACCCUGAAGACUAUUGAGAGACUUGAUGCCAAUGUCACAUCUUUGCAAGUGGGUGUUCCCAAAGCCGAUAACACAGUGUUCUUGUGUGCUGUGGAUAAAAUGUUUGCUCGUUUGGGUGAAAUCCAAGGAGGAAUAGAUCAUUUUAAAUAAAACAAUUUAAAUUCUUCUCCAUUUUUUUUUUCUACCAUAGAUAAUUUUGCUCAUCGAACUGCAGUUCGCAAAGCCUUGGCUAAUGAUAAAGAAUGGCAAGAACGAUUCCUCAUUCCAAAUUGGCUUUCAUUGAUAAACAAGAAGUUGAGAUUACCUACCUGGUACCAUGGUGCAAAAUAGGAACACCUCCCAAGGAAGGAGUCUAUGAAUUGGCUACUUUUCAGAUGAAACCUGGGGGCCCAGCUCUGUGGGGUAACGCAUUCAAAAGGGCAGUAAACGCCCACGUUGAUCUCGGCUACUCUACACUAGUUGGUGUUUUCCACACUGAAUAUGGAGCCCUCAACAGAGUCCAUGUUCUGUGGUGGAACGAGAGCGCAGAUACUCGCGAAGCUGGGAGACAUUGGUCUCAUGAGGAUCCCAGAGUCGUGGCUGCUGUUCGGGAAAGUGUCAAUUACCUCGAGUCUCAGCAGAAUAUGUUCCUGAUCCCAGCGUCCUUUUCACCACUGAAGUAGUUUCCGACCUGACGUCAGACAUCCCAGUCACUGAUGUGAGAAGUGUCUGCAGCGGGUUCUCAUUUCUCCCGAGAGAAUCAUUGUCUUUGUUGUCUGAAGGAGGUGGUGAGUUACCUCACUGUGCCCUCUGCAUCUUAAGGCUGUGCCCAUGACUACCAGUCAAAACUUCAGUUCAUUUUCACCAUGCCAUUUCAUGUCUACCACACAUGAGAAGGAGUUCUGUUACUCCAUGACCCUGGUACUUUAUUGUUCCACAAUAUCUUGUCUUCUGUAAUUUUAUGACUCAUUGCUAUCUUAUAUUCAAAUAAUGAUUUUGAAGUUUUUUGCCUGGAAAUAUUUUUAAAUUAGUUAAAUACAGUAUCUAUAUUUUUGUCACAUUCAUUUUUCCUGAAUUUUAAAAAUAUUUUUUACCCAGUAAUGUUUGCUUUGUGAUAUCAAAUGGGAUUCAUAGAAACAUUAAAUCUAGUAUUUGUCUUUAUUCUUUAGAAAAGUACAAUAUCAUGUCUUCUAUAUUCAUUAUGAUUUCACAUUAAUUUUUAAGUCAAAGUUGGAAAAUAAUAUAUCCUUGAGACUUAUUGCUGGAUAGUAUGGUUUUAGCAUGUUCGUUUUUAAUUAACUUUUACUGCUUUUAACUUUACCUUGAAUCACUCACAAAGAUUGUAAGACACUUAUUUAUUUCAAUGAAAUCUUUAUAAUUAUGGAAAUAUUUGACCUAAUAAAAGCCUUCUCAUCCAUUCUGAUU